Lytechinus pictus (painted urchin) is the source of this 7429-nucleotide messenger RNA. Its product is annotated as MAM and LDL-receptor class A domain-containing protein 1-like. The transcript has 19 exons. The coding region runs from base 158 to 3643 and encodes 1161 amino acids. Gene Ontology annotation, cellular component: membrane. Lineage: Eukaryota; Metazoa; Echinodermata; Echinoidea; Temnopleuroida; Toxopneustidae. The record is from RefSeq and is a predicted model, not a curated record.
AUUUUAUUGUUUAAUACCACUGUAGACCAUUCUUUCUUCUUUCAUUGCUAUCUAUCUAUCUUUUAAAUCAAAUACUAUCAAACGUACCUGAUUUUUAUGCUUCAAUCGAAAAAAGAGUCAUUUUUCUUGAAGCGAGACCCGAUAUUGAACGGCCAAGAUGAAUUGGGACCGAUGUAUAAGGAAUCGUGUUCUCUUCUUAAUAUGUCUGACGCCAUGUUUAUACCAUGUAGCGCAGUCGACGACGGCGCCGCCAACGCUUCUCACCGGUUUCCAAUGUGACUUCGAGAUCAGCAUCGUCGAUGGAUGGUGCGGUAUCAGACAGGAGGUCACCGAUAACUUCGAUUGGAUCAGGAAGACGAGUGAUGACCCAAGUUUCACGGAUCCCCAUCCUUCCGGAGAUCAUACUUACAACGUACCACACGCACACUACCUUUACGCAUCCUCCAGCAACGGAUUCAUGGGCCAACUGAACAUGCCCGAUUUUGCCCAGAACACGGGACCACAAUGCUUGGAGUUCUUCUACCAGUUCGGAGGGGACAACUCGGGGCAGCUCAACGUCUACCAGUGGUUGUCGGUGACGAGUAUCCCAUCUACGCCUGCCUUGCAAGUGAUGGGCAAUACUGAUGAUGUUUGGUUUCGUGGUCUUCUAACAAUCAUGCCACAGACGGAUAUCUAUACGGUGUCCUUUGUUGGUGUUGCAGGAUCAAACCAGAAAAGUUUCAUCGCAAUCGAUGAUGUCAAAAUAAGCGAUGGCCUUUGCCCGAUGGUUAACUAUAGCUGCACGUUUGAAAGCAUCGGGUCGGUGGAUGAAAACAUGUGCUACUUCGUACAGGACCCAACGGAUGACGAGGACUGGAUAUUAAGCAAAGGGUCGACUGGUAGUACAUACACAGGCCCAUCAAUCGACCAUACACUCAAAACAGCAGAAGGGUACUACCUCUACGUCGAGGCGUCCUACAUGUCCAUUGGACAUAAGACCCGGGUAAUAACGCCGACUCUCCGGGGAGUGGCCGACGGGAGCCCAGUUGCUUGCCUUACGUUCUUCUAUCACAUGUUCGGCACGGAUGUAGGCGGGCUCAAAGUGUACGUUUUGUCUCUCGGUACGAGUUUGGAUGACGAUACCGUUCCGGAUUGGGGCCUCUCGGGAAACAGGGGCGACAAGUGGCGAGGGGCUGAGGUGGAUAUCACAUUGGCUGACGAUUUUGUGAUUAUUUUUGAAGGUGUACGAGGCGAAUCAUACGAGGGCGAUAUGGCGAUAGACGAUCUUGAUUUUACGAGAGGAGACCAAUGCCCAGGACAACACAAGCCCCCGUCAGGUGACCAGCAAGGGACGUGCGAUUUCGAGGAAGUGGAACUUUGCCUCUACACACAGAACCAGGAUGAUGACGCCGACUGGAUCUGGCAGAACAGGGCCAGUCCGUAUGUAAAUGCUGGACCUCUCUAUGACCAUACCAGUAAUGAUGAGUUUGGAUUCUAUCUCUUCCUGUACGGUGACGUUGGACACCGGGUCACCGCAAGGAUAACAUCUCCUAUUGUACCAUUGCAGUCCUCACACACCUGUCUUCAGUUCUGGUGGUAUCUCUACGGGUUAGACGACGAGUCACUCAACGUUUAUUGUGUCCAAGACGGAGGGCAAAUGGGUGAUCCUCUGAUUAGCAUGUCUGGUGAUUACGGUCCUUACUGGAGGAGGAGUCGCCAUGAGAUCCCGCCAGAACUUACUCCAUGUCGGUUAGUCUUUGAAGGAACGACUGGCAUUCACAAUCGAGACGAGAUUGCAAUCGACGAUGUUGAUGUUUAUCAAAGCCAACAGUGCCCACAAGAUCCGUAUUUUAUUAACCCAACAACUACUCCGCCUACUACCAACAGUGUUAACUGUGAUUUCGAGAACACCAAUGACGCCUUGUGUUCUUGGACCCAGGGGAUACAAGAUGGGUUCGAUUGGGUCCUCAACAGCGGUCCUACCGAGGAUUACAAUAGUGGCCCGGAUGUAGACCACACUCUGCAAACCGAUCAAGGACACUACAUGUUGGUGAAUUCAUACGAGGACAUUCCCAGAAAUACCAGAGCAGUGUUGGGGUCGCCUUUAAUCGCACCCUCUACGAACAACCGUUGUUUCAAAUUAUGGUACUACAUGAGCGGCUACAACUCGGACUUCUUGAAUGUGUUCAUCUUACCCUACGGCUACGUCCUACCCAUGGAUCCUAAUUUGCAGAUCUACGGCAACAGCGGUCCUCAGUGGCUCCAGGCCCAGUUGACAGUACCGUCAUCUACAAGGAGUUUCUAUAUUGUAGUCGAAGGAACAGUUGGCGAUUCAGUAUAUGCUGCUGAUAUUGCAGUCGAUGAUUUCUCGAUGACUACUGGUAGCUGCACAGCAACAUCGGAUCCCCUGUAUCCUUUUGUCGCAAACUGUGAUUUUGAAGAUGGUAUGUGCGGUUACACGCAGCCCAACGAGGAUUAUGAGAAUGACGACGAGUUUGACUGGUUCCUGAAUUCCGGUCCAACAGGAACAGACGGUUCGGGGCCCAAUGCUGACCAUACCAAAGGGACAGCUGACGGUCAUUACCUGUACGUAGAAGCUUCUCAGCCUCGUCGACCAGGCGAUCGAGCUCGGAUCAUCUCCCCGCCCAUCACCUAUUUCAAUGACAGUUACUGUCUGCAGUUUUUCUACCACAUGAGCGGGGAUGACACCGCUUCUCUUUCGGUGGUGCAUCGCGGCGACUAUUAUCCGGAUGAAGAGAUUGCUCGCCUCACCGGACCGGAUGGGAACAAAUGGCAACCGUACAACGUUGAUGUUAGUGUCAAGUACGGACCAGUCGAAAUUGUUUUUACAGGCACGGUUGGAAACAACUACCGAGGUGAUAUUGCUUUAGAUGAUAUUAAGUUCUUCCCCGGAUCGUGCGGAGGCUUUCCUGCUACUUCAUUUUGUAAUUAUGAAUAUGGAUACGAGCACUGUGGCUAUACGCAGAGCACCGAUGACCAACUGGACUGGAUCUGGUAUGAUGCCUUGGCUGGAGAAACCCCUCCGGUUGAUUGGCCAGGAUAUGGGUCAUUCGUCUACGUCGAUGGCUUCAAUAAGACAGCGGGAUCCAAGGCUGUACUACAGUCAGAGACCAUGUCACCAACGAAUAAUGACCACUGCUUUUCUUUUUUUUAUAAACUGGAAAAAGGCAUGAGUAUAAGUUUUAUCAGGGUUUCACAAGAUGGAUCCCGCCAGCAACUCUUGUCGUACAAUCAGCCAGCAGAGAUGACGUAUGUCGAGUAUAACAUACCCAUAGCCGAGCAUCCCAACAUAUAUAAGGUUUACUUUGAAGCUACCGUAGAAGACAACAUGACUGCGGGGCUAGCUGUCCUUGAUAACACCUUCUUUGUUUUCGGUGUUUGUGAGUCUGGUCAGCCAAUAUCAGAUACAACUACCACAGUAGCCAUCAUUCUUGGCAUCCUGCUCGGUGUGGCAGUAAUCGUUCUAGUAGCCAUGGGCGUCCUCCACUACCGCAAGACAGCACAGAAGUCGGAUUCUUACCCAGCAGCAAUGUCGUACAAAAAUGGCGGGACCAACCCCACUCCAGUAAAUCCAGUAGAUUUGACUAAAGAUCCCGGUAUUGAUAAUCCUAAUUACACGACAGCUCCCUUUUCAUCUGCGUAGAUCACAGCAUUAUUCCAAGUGUCGGUAUGCUAAGAAUCUUUUAAUACUGGUUGUGGUUAAAGUGGCCGGUAUGAACGGGAAGAGGAGUUCAGAGCAGUGUCUGUUUAGCUUUUAUAAUUAGCGUAUUUUCGUAAGCACUAUACGCAGACGCUUUCUACAACGCACCAAUUCCUUUGAAAAUCACAAUGGAGAGGUGAGAGGUUUUUGUCUAAAGUUGGUUGACCGGGACAGCAGAUCAUCUAAAGAUUCGGACCGGACGAAAAAUUGCAAAUAUGUCGUUUGUCCAGAGUCCAGGACGACACUGCUGUUACAAUUUUUCGACAAAGACUGCUCUGGUAUGAAGGGCUUUUGACAAUAGAUUCUCUACGUUACAGAAAGCGUCUGCGUAGUAAUUGCGAAAAUGCACUAUUAAGGUUUUAUAGCUACCGAGUCAUGUUUAUAGCAACUGCAACAUGUUCGAAGUAUGUAUAUAGAAUGCUGGUGAGAAAAAUAAUUUACAUGAGCCCUGGUUUUGCCCGUGUUCCCUUUUUGUAGAACCUUUAAUAUGAUGGUCUCGAAGGGAUUAUGCAUUUUCUCGAGAUGGGCAAAAUGGUCCUUGUAAAAUCUGUAAUAUUGUUUUGAAGGCUUUCCUAUAUUUCUUUUUCUUUUUGGUAUUCUGAAUAAACUUUCAAACUGUAGAGUAGCAUGAUAUUCAUAUCUAAGAUUGUAUAGUAACUGAAUAAAUUUGUCAUUUUGAUUUUAUUUCAAAGGGACUUAUUCUUGAUUCGUGAAAACAGCAAUUUUAAGUCUAGUAGGAUACUUCCAUAUGGAUUCAUGACAAUAACAACAAAUGUGUCGAUAUGAAACGUAUCUUGAUAGUUGUUUAUCGGUGAGAGCUACAUUCAUAAAGUAUAGUUCUAUUCUAUUCAAAAUUUUCAAACAAAUUUCAUUAUUGUAGGGAGAAAGUGAGAAUGCAAAUGGGUGAGGUUUAAAAAAAAUAUACAAUGAAAUGAACUCAACAGGCGUACUAUUUAUCAAGUUGUUAGGCUCCAAUAGUAGUUGGACAAUUAAAGUUUGUGUUUUGGAGUUGUUGCUCGCUUUUCAACUAUUUAGAGCUUUCACUGAUACACUCCUUUAAAAGGCAAGAUUCAUCUGACGUCAAGUUGCAUGGGUAAUAUAAACAAGUGGAAGAACAUUCUGAUAAAGUUCUGAUGGGCAUUUGAAAAGUAAUACAGAUUUAAUUGUUUUGUUUGAUUUUUUUAAUUUUGUGAUGUCACUUGCCAGCAGCUUUCCCCAUAUGUCAUGCGAUAUAACUUCCCAUUUUUUAAUGGAUCAUUUUAACUGAAAAUAUAUUUGACCUACGGAAUAAUUUUUCUGAUGAUAUAUUUAGUGCAUAGAUAAAAUUUCUAUGGAAAUUUGCCUAUAAGGAAUGUCGUAGCUGCUCGCAUGUGACGUCAUAAAACUAAGAAACUGUAUUAAAUUUAUAUUAUAUAUUUUGAUGUAGGGGCAGAUCCAGGAUUUUCCAAAACAGAAGCCAUUUUGCAAAAAAUGUUUUGACAAGUCCCCUCCCUCCCCCCAAAAAGAGUAUGUAUUCAGUAGUUCAAUGCAAAAGUCCAAGCUCAUCACUUUAACCCAGAGAUUUGCUUACAUGAACCUAAAAUAUUAGGGGAUUUUUUAUGUAUAUAAAUUUAGGACCAUUUUAUAUCACACUUGAUACGAUACCUCAUAUCUAGUGCUCACCAUAAGAAAAUUGUAAAUGUAGCAACUCUUACUAAUAUUUCUUAAUUCAAUUACAUAGGAAUUCAUUCUUCAAGAAAUUAAGUUGAAUUAACAGUAGAUUUGAAAGUGCAAUAAUUUGAAUAUAAUAAUGAUUUUGAUGAUAUUGAUAUCAUUUUGGCAAGACUAAUAAUAUUCAUGAUAUUAUGUAUAAGUUAUGAAUUUUAAUGGGUGUUUUUUUUUCUUUCUUUGAGACCUAUAGGAAAGUUUAUAAACCUAACGUUCUGCAGUGGGUGACAAUAAACUCUGAACCAAAUCUAAAUAAAUGUUUGCAAAAAGAACGUUUAUUCUAAAAUAUAUGAAAUUGAAAACUGGUCUAUUGAUUUUCCUAAUCUAAAGAGUUUUUUCCUCUAAUCUAACAGUGACAUAUUCACUUAGUUUGAUUAUUGUGAAUUUAAAUCAUGGUUUCCCAAUUCUGUAGCCAAAUGAACUCGCGAAAAAAAAAUCUGAAAGUGCAUGACAGUGAAAAUCCAAAUGUGGGUCAAAAUGUCAAUUUAUAUCAAUGUAUUUUGAGAACAUGAACUUGAUUUACUUCUGCAGAUACUUAUAUCAUGUCACAUCAUGUAUGAACAUUAUCUACACAUUCUAUCCUUUUCAUUUAUAUAUAUUAUUCAGUUGAACAAACUAAUCGAUCCACAGGUCAUCAAUCCAUAUUUUUUAAAAUAUCGUAUAAUCAUGUUAUUUUGUGUUAAUAUAAUUUAUCUAUUUCGGUAAUUUUCUCAUAACAUCAAGUAACAUUCGCAUUCAUGAAAUACCGAGAUACAAAUAGUUUUACUUCCAUAUACGAAAUACCAUUCACGUAUUCAGUACAUGUUAUAUUGUGUAUGUGUAAUACAAAAUCUGAAAUGAGAUCACUAAACUAUUCAAAUUUAAAGAUUUACUUUGCAAACGUACCACUAGAGUACAGUCACUUUUCAUGAACACAUUUGAUUGAUGAAUAUAUACAAGAGCUGAUUAGGAACUUAAGGUUAUGAAAAUUUAAUAUUGCCAGUUUGCGUGAUAAGGCUGGACAUACUCUUCAAAGUGAUAAAAGGUUAUGCAAGCCAGAAAAGUUCUUGCUUACCAUGCCAACUUGCAACGCUAAAUACGAUUGUGGUUAUACUGGAAACAUUCAGUACCAAUUGAAAUCUGUCAAUUAUUAAGCUUCAAACGGUUUCAAUUAUCAUAGAUUCGAUUUAUUUAUUUCCGUUCAACAAAAAACAAACAAAAUAUAAUUGAAGUAAUAGUACAUAUUCAAAACAAUAUAGACAGUUCAAUGACAUUUCAUAACAAAUGUAGAGAUGAAUUAAGUGAACUUGCCAAGAAAAGCAAUGCUUGUAUAAAAGGCAAGCCCCUAAACGUAGUUUCAAUACUAAUUAACAAAGCUAUAUACAAUAAUUGAGACGGAGACGAGCUAAAAAAAUCACAAUAAAGAGAAUAAGCGACUACAAAAAUAAACUUGUUCUCAUCAUAGAGAUGAGAAGUCUAUCACAAUUUUUAAAGAUAACAAAUGAAAGAAACCAGGCCUAAGACUACAUUAUAAUUAUAUCUAAAUUUACAAUACCUUUGUUGUAGGGGCGUAACGGUGGAAGGGGUAGGGAGUACCCUUUGAAAUUUAAAAAUAUUUUUUCUUCAUGCGAACACAAAGCUCAAAUAAUAGAGAGCAAAUAUCGAAGGAAAAAAAUCCCUCUAAUGUGCAAUGAAGUUAUGAAUAAUUACACACCUUGAGCAUUUACCCGUCUCUCCAUUAACCCAGGGAUAUAUACUCAAAUUUCUAUAUCAUAUGAUUAGUGAAAGGUCUGGUUUUGAUAAUGAUUUAUAGGCCUUUUCAGAUAAGGAAAUGAAACCGACAUUUGAUAGGGCCUACUAUCCCCAAAUUUAUUUCUCUCAGCUCCCAUUUUUCAUGCUUCCUCUACUAGGUUCUAUUAUUAAGUUAUCAUAUUAUUUGUUUCGGGGUACAUAAACACAAGCAUUUCCCUCUUUCAAAUUUAAAUAAGGAUGGUAUAAUUGCUCUGGCAGUAUAUGAUAAUAAAGUGGCCUUAAGAUAUAGUC